Molecule: messenger RNA, 5787 nt
Organism: Corythoichthys intestinalis (scribbled pipefish)
Lineage: Eukaryota; Metazoa; Chordata; Actinopteri; Syngnathiformes; Syngnathidae
Gene: emx2
Product: empty spiracles homeobox 2
Exons: 3
Coding region: 333-1079 (248 amino acids)
Biological process (GO): regulation of transcription by RNA polymerase II; central nervous system development; neuron differentiation
Cellular component (GO): nucleus
Molecular function (GO): RNA polymerase II cis-regulatory region sequence-specific DNA binding; DNA-binding transcription factor activity, RNA polymerase II-specific
Source: RefSeq, a predicted model, not a curated record
UUUAAAGCGCCUCGCUCCUCGCGCACCUCAAGGCGAGCGGCAGAGUCAGAGGCAGCGGCCAAUCAGCAUGCCAUUAGAGGCUUCAGAGGAAGCUGUUUAUGGGAGCGCGGCGCUAAUUAGCCUCAUGAACUAACACAUCUGCCCGCACCGAGUCACCGAGGAAAACGAUCACAUCCAUGGAUUAGUCUGGGAGCGAGAGGACACUUUUCCAUUUGACGGUGUUGCGUACGCGCUGAUCUUUUUCCCCCCUCUCUUCCAACUUCUUUUCACCAACUCUGGAGUAUUUUCCGCGCUAACUUGCACUUAAACUGGGGAACCUGGACCAUUGCGCCAUGUUUCAACCCGCACCCAAGAGGUGUUUCACCAUCGAGUCGUUGGUGGCCAAGGAUAAUCCGGUGGUCCCGGCGUCGCGUGCGGAGGAGCCCAUCAGGCCGGCGGCUCUGAGCUACGCCAACUCGGGGCAGAUGAACCCCUUCCUCAACGGCUUCCACUCCGGUGGCAGGGGCGUUUACUCCAACCCGGACUUGGUGUUCGCAGAGUCGGUCGCGCAUCCGCCCAACUCGGCGGUGCCGGUGCAUCCGGUGCCCCCGCCGCACGCGCUGGCAGCUCAUCCGCUUUCGUCCCCCCACAGUCCGCACCCUCUUUUUGGCAGCCAGCAAAGGGACCCUUCUACCUUCUACCCUUGGUUAUUACACAGAUAUAGAUACUUGGGACACAGAUUUCAAGGUAACGAAACGAGUCCAGAGAGCUUCCUUUUGCACAACGCCCUGGCCAGAAAACCCAAACGAAUUCGCACGGCUUUCUCGCCGUCGCAGCUGCUGCGGCUCGAGCACGCCUUUGAGAAAAAUCAUUAUGUGGUGGGUGCAGAAAGGAAACAGCUCGCGCACAGCCUUAGCCUCACGGAAACUCAGGUAAAAGUGUGGUUUCAGAACCGAAGGACAAAGUUCAAGAGACAGAAGCUAGAAGAGGAAGGUUCGGAGUCCCAGCAGAAGAAGAAGGGCUCGCAUCACAUAAACCGCUGGAGGCUGGCCACCAAGCAGUCCAGUCCGGAGGAGAUCGAUGUGACUUCGGACGAUUAAAACGAGUUUCAAACGUGCUUCAGAGCGGAGGAGGACACGAAUAUCGGAUACUGUCGGCUCAGAAAAUAAGCCCAAUGUGACAAUUCCCAUCUCUGAUGGGCAGCUGAGGGCGAUGGAAGGCCGGCUGUGUUGCUGCUGCUGCUGCUGCUGCUGUGGCCUGUCAGUCCAACACAACAAGCAGGAACAUGGUACUGACACUUUGGGUCUCACCAUCACACCACCUAAAAUAUUCUAUUUUCCCCCCACCCCUUCCAAUUCAUAUUGGACGUUUGCACUUGUAUUUUUUUCACUCAAGAUACCAAAACUGCUUUUUCAACAACAACAACAAAAAACUUGAAUUGCAUGCUCGUUGUUUUAAUUUGACACAUUCAAGAGGAAGACAAAAUCUUUUUUUAUUUAACUCUAUUUUCUAACACAGAGAGAUGUUGUACUUUUUUCCCCCAAACAGUGUGCAGUUAAUUCCUAAAUCUCGUGUAAAAGUGAUUGUGAAAACAUUUGAAGUAGCAGUGCUUUAUCGUGUUUUUCUUUUGAAAGAAAAAAAGGUUUUUUAGACAGAAGAAAAAAGAGAAUUUAAGGAAAGGAAUCAAUCCUUGAACCUCUAAAGCUUUACCAGUGUGGUUGUGCUUGGCCCUUGCACGCACGCACGCACGCACGCACGCACGCACGCACGCAGCCUUCUGUCAUGCAGGACGUGAGCCUCCACUCAAAGAUGCCACAAAGGACUAAGAUGAAUUAUAGACAAACGAAAAAAAAAAAAAAACUCCAAGCACUGAGCGUAUUCCAUGUACAGAAAAAAAAAGUUAUUGUUACUGUUAAACCCUCUUUUACACAAUGUAAAUAGUUUUUGUGUAUGUGUUAAAUUUGCUACAAUUUUAACACAAAGUAUACUUCCAAGAAGUAUGUCAUUGUCAAUAUUUUGUCAAUAAAGUUUUAUCAAUAUGUCGCGCGCUGCAAAAGCACACAGGCCUUUAUUUGAAGGGGAAAAAACAUUUCCUGAUUUUUUUCUGCAUUGAAAAAAAAAAAAGCAAAAAAAAAAAUUCCGCAUUUUUUUCGGCACGAUUGUGUGCAGUUCCAAAGAGUCUUUGUGAAAGUGCAAAUCAGUUCGGGCAAUUAUCAUGCGAGUAAUAUGAGGGGGGCUGAAGGGGAAGCAUUGCCCAGUGGUCCACUUUAAUCUCUUAAUCCGGAUCCAAGGGGGCUUGCUUGGACAUAAUUUAGCCCAAUCUGACGAGCCCUCACGACGAGAUAAGGAAGGUUGCAAUGCGCCCCAAAAUGGGAUCUUUGUUUCAAAUCUCGCGCAACCACCACAACCUUAGUUUUUUAAAUUUUAUUUUAUUAUUAUUAUUUUUAAUUAUUUUUCAAUAUAAUCACCAAUUGAAAGUCGCUUUUAAAAAUGUGCCUCAUUUUGAGAGGAAAAUUCUUAAUCGGUCCAUUUGAUUCCAACAGCAAUAAAAAUCUUUAGAGAAUAGCAGUGAGGGGGGAAAAACCUAAAAGCUUUAUUACAAACCCAGCUUUGAAAUAGGGGGGAUUAGAGGACUGAAAGGGUCCCACAAUAGUUAGAAGAAAAGGUUUCAUGCUAAUGAGGUUAAUGCCCUUUGUAUCUCCGGACUCCACAACUUCAUUACUCCUAUCUCGGGCAACACCGAGCGGCUCACAGCCUCACAAUCCACUCGAGCUUUUCCCCUCCCUGCCUAGAAAGACGGAUUUGAUAGCGCUCCUGUUCAAACUAGAUAAUUAUAUCUUUUCAACUUGGAAUUAAGAUAAAGAAAGUGCAGUGGAGGCGGUGAGCCUUGAUCCGCCACAAACAACAUUUGGCGCACCCCCAUCGCAACCUCUGUGGACACGACCGAGUCUCAUUAGAGCCUGCCACCAUUUGAUAAAUUUAAUGCAUAUGUUUUAACCUGCAAAUCCCUCCAAUUCAACCCCAUUUUUACUCAUUCGUUUUGUUCUAAACGCGGGGAGCACGAGUCUGUGACAACAAAGCGUUGUGCUAGAAUAUAACAUAAUUAUUCUUAUUAUUUGCUAUUAGUUCUUUGCCUUAAAUUGUAUUAUUGUCAUUCGUAAUAGUGUGCAUUUUUUCUUUAGAAACAUAAGAAUAUCUUUAUUUUUGACCAAACAAUGACGAUAAAAAUCCUCACAAAGCAGCCUCAAUACCAAAUUAUCAUUGUUUAUUUUUAUUUUUUUAAAAAAGAUAAUUGGCUGCCAUUGACGGUGAUAGACGUCCAAUCCAGUUUGACUGGAAGGUAUCCCCACGAAAUUCAGACUCAAAGUUAAAAUGAAAUUUAAAUUUCUUUUUUUUUUUUUUUUUAAUUAAUUGCUGCAUCUUGUGAAAAACUUUAAUCAACACAAUAUUUCAAAUAGUAAUUGUGUCCCACAAAUUUUAGGCAAUCAUAUUAUCAUAACCUUUUUAAAAUGGUAGAAGAGCAAAAAAGCAGUGAAUCACGCUGGACUUGACACCCAAAAAAUAGAGAAUUUAUGUCCUCUCUUCAAAUGUUCAUAUUUUUAUGACAUAAAUAGCCUUGAAUGAAUGUCUCACUUUAGCAAAUGCAACCCUUUUAUUCAUAAGCCAUUAAAAAACGGUUUAAAGUUUUGCUUUACUUAUUUGUGUAAGUAAGUUUGACUGCCAGCCAUACUGGAUUGGACGUCUAUCGCCGUCAAUGGCAGGGAAAUAUGAUCACACAUUCUAGUUGAAAUCGAUUUGAUCACUGCACUGCAAACAUUAUAAUCCUAAAAAUGUGAACUUUACCUCAUGACUAAUAGCACUCAAAUGUAGUUUUGUAGUUGAAAGUUUCAAACUCUGUUAAGAUGCAUGCCAUUUUAGUUAAACUUAAUAUUUCAUAGCUAAUACUGUAUGUGUAGUACGCUCAAAAAAUUAGGAACCACACAGUAAAUUACUCAAAUGUUCUGAAAUCUCUUUUAUGAACAUUAUUUUUAGUUCUGUGUACAGUCAUUUUAAGGGUUUACAUUGUGUCAGUGGCAUUAAAUGCGUUAAUUAACGUUGUCAAUGUAGCAUCUAUUUCUGAAAGAUUUUUAAAUCUUGAAUUUUAAAAUUAUUGAGUCAAGGAGGCAAUUAUGUCUAAAUUAUGUGAUGACCAAAACACAGCAAAAAUAAAGCUCAGAGAAGGCAGAGCGCACCAGGCACGUCCUAGCUUUAAUCCAACUUUACUGCGCACAAUUUGCAGCAUUAAACAUUUAGCGUGCAAUGUGAAAUAAUUAUCCUUCAGUGAAAAGAGUAUAGUGGCUCCUAUCAAGUGACCCCCACUGACCCAAAACCUCUAAUCUGCAAUUAGUAGCUCUAAUGACGUCCGCUGACGGCACUAAUGUGAAUGCAGGCUGAGGGAGGGGAAGACAUCGGGCAAGUUCAAUAUCGCUGCUUAUAUUCAACAACAAUAAUGCUGGAAUAUUUGGCAAUAUUUUUUUAAAAUUUAAUUUGAUGUCUUUUUAAUUCUUGAACGAUCCCUCUGCUGUCCGUUGGCCCCCAGUAGGCCGCGUCACGACAAACUUGAGCUGUUUCCCAAAUUGCCACUGAAAUGGAUCCAUGAAACGAGAGAAUAGACCCCACACAAUUCUUCCCGACCUUGGCAUAAGGCGCAGCGAUAAAUAUACAAGACAAACGAGCAAUUACAAUCAGCCUUCAAACAGCGUGCAUCGUAAUGAAUUAAACAUAGCAGCCUCGGUUUCAGUUCCCCUGCUUUAUUUGAUUAAUAAUGAGGCAGACAUGAUGUGAAGUGAGGAUUUUACAAACGCAGCACUUUCCAGUCUCAGCGAGUGCAGUCAGCAUGUUGGAACUGCUCUCAUUAUUAUUAUUACUACCAUAAACGGCCUUUAUUGGUUGGGUUCAAUUCAUAUUUGGAGAAGGACAUGAUAUAUAGGAAAAAAUGAUAUUCUUGAUUAAAAUUUACAUUUUUUUUUUGCUUGUUGUCCUCCAAGUUUGGGGUCAAUGUUUUCACUCAGCUGUUGUCGCACACGAAAAAUGAUUUGAUUUACGUGUUUUUUUUCUCAGUAUUGGAGGAUAUUUGACAUCCCACCCAUCGCAACUGAAAUAAUCUACAAAAUAUUAAAACAUGCUGUUUCCUAAUAAAUGUAUUUGUCCCAGGAGGACAUUAAAAAAAAAAAAAACUUUUAAAAACAAGUACCCUGUAAAACUUACAAAGAAACAUUUUCUCUUGUCCCACCACCCCCCAAAAACAAAUUCAGACUCACAGUAAAAUGAAAUUUAAAUUUUAUUUUUUUAUUUUAUUUUUUAAAAAUAAUUGCUAUAUCUUGUGAAAAACUUUGUUUUAAUCAGCACAAUAUUUCAAAUAUUAAUUGUGUCCUACAACAUUUAGGCAACCUUGUUAUCAUAACCUUCUUAUAAUGGUAGAAGAACAACAAAGCAGUGAAUCACACUGGACUUGACACCCAAAGAAUAGAAAAUUUAUGUCCUCUCUUCAAAUUUUCAUAUUUUUAAGACAUAAUAAAAUGAAUGUCUCACUCUACCUAAUGCAACUGUCUUAUUAAAAAACGGUUUUAAGUUUUGCUUUAAGUUUGUCAACAAGAACAGCUAUAACUUCUCCCCCCUGAAAGAAAGCUAACAUUAGUUUUGUAUUUGCAACCGUUUCUGCAAGUAUUGUAAUCACCAAAUAAAUCACGCGAUCAUUUUUUUAAAACCGUUUAUCUGUACGGUGAAUAAUCCUCUAUUUUUCUUUUUAUUCAUUUUUACUGAUUUAUU